AUGGCAGCCAGUGAAGAAAGUACAUUGGUCGACGAGUAUCCAAUAAAAUCUAUACUAAACCAAAUAUCACCUUGGUUCAUCGUUGAUGAGACAAAAUAUGGUGGCAGAGGCUGCUUUGCACCAAAAGUCAUUCCACAGCACACAGUUAUUCACCUGUGCCAAACUCCUAUUGGGUCCACUCUCAGCAAACCAUUUAAAAAAGAAGUUUGUUCCCAAUGUUAUACUUAUACUUAUGGUGAAACAAUGAAGUUCAAAAUCUCGAAAACUGAAGGAAAACAUGUUUACUCCCUUUUUUUUUGUAGUGAAGAGUGUAAAUCGACAUUUACACACCAAGAUAUAAAUCGUGUUUUAGUUGAAAACUUGCUAGCAGUGGAGAAAAAUUAUUUGGCGGGAUUAUCAAAACCAGAAAUAGAACCUAUGGAACCAAAAAAUUUUGCUGAUGAUUAUGUCAAAGAAUGGGAUAAGGUUGCCUCAUGGGAAACAAAACUUGAAUCACUAAAACCAUCGAAAAGACAAAAUCAAAUAUUCAGAAUCGAUGAUAAUGAGUAUCUUGAAAUUAAAUAUGUUAUUGGAGUGCUAUUUAACAUGUAUAAAGUUCACUGUAACGAUCAUAUUCCACAUUUUGAUUAUCCUAAUUUAGAUAAAAAUGAAGCCAACAAAGUUGAAUUACUCCUAUUUGAUCUAUUAUAUUCUUCCGAAUUUGAAAAAGUGAAAAGAUAUCCAUACCUAUUAUACUCGUACAUAAACAUCUACAAGUUCAUAAAACUCACAUGUACUCCUGAGUUGCAGGCUUUCAUCGAUUCUACAACUAUACGAUCUAUAAUUGGGAAAAAUCUAUCUAAUGCAUUUGGGAUAUGGUCAGAAGUGACCGACCCUUCAGAAGAUAAAGAAUUUUUGGGAUUUGGUGUAUACCCUUCGGCAUCAUUCUUCAAUCAUUCAUGCAGUCCAAACAUUGUGAAGACACGAAAUAACUCUGAAAUGGUUUUCACAACAUCCAAAGAUAUUGAAAUUGGUGAGGAAUUGUGUAUAAGUUAUGGAAAUUAUACCGACGAGCCCGUCGAAUUAAGGCAAAAACAAUUGAAAGAAUGGUUUUUCGAUUGUGCAUGUACCAAAUGUCAAACUGAAUUGAAAACAACUUAA
Messenger RNA from Candida albicans SC5314, 1140 nucleotides. RefSeq names its product Set6p (gene SET6). NCBI's taxonomy places the organism in Eukaryota, Fungi, Ascomycota, Pichiomycetes, Serinales, Debaryomycetaceae. Gene Ontology annotation, molecular function: protein binding. The coding region runs from base 1 to 1140 and encodes 379 amino acids. Gene Ontology annotation, cellular component: nucleus. The transcript has a single exon. The record is from RefSeq and is a predicted model, not a curated record.